Peronospora matthiolae is the source of this 1620-nucleotide messenger RNA. Lineage: Eukaryota; Oomycota; Peronosporomycetes; Peronosporales; Peronosporaceae. The record is from the annotation of a GenBank genome assembly.
AUGUGGUGGUGGUGGUGGCUCAGUCGCUGCACGUUUUGCUCGUGUCGCUUGUCAGACGUGGCGCUCUCAGCCCCAACCGACGUCGAGCGCCACGUUCGCUCCCCCUCGUCGUCGUCGUCCCCCGUCCUGUCUCUGUCCCACCCCACAGGAGCCCCUCGCCCCGGUCUCUACACCGCUCGCCACCACUUGACGCAGGAGCUCGUGGCCGUCCACGUCCUGGACCGCCGCUUGUUGCGCGACCGCAAGACCCGACGGCGACUGCGUCAGGAAGUGCGACUGCUGCAGCUGGCACACGGCCACGAGAACCUGCUGCAGCUGCACGAGGUGAAGGUCGUGCAGACGCGCGUGGAGCUGACGUUCGAGCUGGCGAGAGGGGGCCCCGUGCUGCCCAAGGUGCAGUCGGAGCGAGACGCGAGUCAUGUGGUGCAGCAGACGAGCCAGGGCCUGCUGUUCCUGCAUGAGCACGGCAUUGUCCACGGCCAAGUGCGACCCGAGUACCUGCUGUACAGUGAAGACGAGCCGGACGCGCGCGUGCUGCUCGUAGCUUUUGGACGAGCAGCUCCGUGGAAAUCGUUGAGGCUCGAUCGACGACAAUCAACGACCGAGACGCUGCUGUGGGAUGACGUGCACCACGUUCACUUUGUACCGCCGUUUCUAUUGCGACGGAAGAGCGGACGGGACUGGAAAGAGGUCAAUCGACGACGACGGGGAAGGCGGUUGGUGACCACUUGGCGAGAAGCGCAGCAAGUGGAUGUUUGGGCUCUUGGCGUCACUCUCUAUGUGAUGCUGUGUGGGUGUUACCCCUUCAGCGACGGAAAAGAGCGGGAUGACAGUGCUGCCGAUGUUGCACGCCGAGUGUUGAAUGGUGACCUGACGUUUCGGGAGAAUGGGGCGCGGUUGAGUCGUGCCGCGAAAGAUCUGCUGCGUCGAUUGCUGGAGAAGGAUCCCGAUGCUGCAAUGAGCAUCAAAGACGUAGCUGCUCAUCCGUGGCUUGAUGAGGCGGUAGCGCCUGCUGUCACCUGGAGCGCCGAUAGGCUUGCGCAACACCACUUGUUUACUGCUAGGUAUGCUGAAGAACUAGCAGCCGUUGCAAAUCGCUCAUCAGGAUCGACCACGUCGACGACCAACUUCACGGAUAUGCAGACGGAAGGUAGAAACACAGCAGCGGGUGAAGCAGGUGCACUGCCCAUGACUGAUAAAGGCCGGAACAGUCCAGGAUUCGGCAGCGGGGCUCUUGAUCACGACACGCUUGACAUGGACACGAACGAAGAAGAGGAAGAAGAUGCUCGUCCGUCAUUUGUAUCCACACAUGGCGCCCAGCUGUUGUUGAACGAAGAAAUACGACACGAGCGCCCGAGUGCCGAUAGUUUCAUGCGUCUCGCUAGCGUCGAGAUGGGAAUAAACAACACGAAUGCGGAAACUGACGACGAUAAAGAUGUACUUGACAUCAGCAGUUCCCCAAAUGCCGAGUACGACAGAGUCUCAGCCACAGGUAUCAAUGCUGUUGGUGGCGGGAGUCGCCGGAAAUCGAUCGACAAAUUGCUGCUGGUACUGCUCGGUCAACGUCGCUUCUUCUCCUUCAAAUCGAUGAGCAGCGGCUCCAGCAGCGACAGGUCCUGA